AUGUUCGCACCCAAGGCUGCUGCCCCCUCGACGGGCGGUUUGAAUAUUAAUACUAACUCCGCAAAUUCUCUCUUCGGCACCAAUCCACAGACCACCUCAACAUCAACCCCAGCAUCAGGCACGUCAGGAAGUCUGUUUGGCAACGCCAACUCCACCGCCCAAUCGAAACCAACAGGAAGCCUAUUCGGAAAUACACAAUCCACUCAACCCGCCGGGUCGAACAUGUUCUCGGGCCUGGGCCAGCCGCAAACUGGCGCGACUGGUGGUGGCAUUUUCGGAGGAGCCUCUACAACUACAACUACACAACCGCAAUCAUCUGGCUUGUUUGGUACAACUGGUGCCGGCGCUGGAACAAGCACCACCCAAACCGGGACGGGUGGCUUGUUCGGCGGUGGAUUGGGCGCAACAGCCCAAACUCAGCAGAAGCCUUUGGGCCUGAAUAAUGUCGCCAGUGGUACUACAGGCGGCUUAUUCGGCAACACGCAAAACACUCAACAGCAAUCUCAACAACCUCAAAAGCCAAGCCUUGGCCUGUUCGCCAACGCUAGCACCGCACAGCAACCGUUGCAGCAAAGCACAGCCACAGGGAACGUCGUCCCGGGUGUGAAAGUCGAUCUCACCAACCUACUCCCGACCACCAAGUAUGAGAGCUGUGCCGAUGAGCUACGCCGCGAGAUUGAGAAUAUCGACAACGCUAUUCUCGAGCAAAUCCGUAUGUGCAACGAGGUUGCUGACAUACUCCCUACCAUUGAACAACAGGGUUCAACCAUUCCAAACGACGUGGAAUUUGUACAGGGCAAACUAGAUACCAUCCAGCAUGCUCUUGAGAACGAUGCCAGUGACAUUGACCAGCUCCGAGGACUCGUCACCCGUGAUGCGGCCGAGGCCCAGGUUGCCUUCCGCGCAAUCGAUACCUUGAAACUGCCCAUGCAAUAUCAGUCAUCAGGGGGUGGGGGUUGGUGGUCAGUGCAUGAUCAAAAGGUUCCAGACCGCGGAUCACUGCGGUCGACCCGGAAGAAUACCUUGGCACUCCCUGAUGACGUGGAGGUCGACCCAUCCACUGCCAAUGCAGUGAAUGGUGUGCCUGUCAACUUGGUGGAUUACUUUUCCCAUCGCUCGGACGAGAUGAGUGCUGUCCUUGGCCGCUACAAGGGCAACUUGAAGGAGAUUGAAGAUCACCUCCACGGAGUGGAAGUCAACUUGAACCGCCAGAUUCACGACUUUAUCAGCUCCAAGUCCCGCGAUGGAUCGGGUGCCGGGACCCCCAAGUCUGCGGUCAAUGAUCUGGCGGCUGUCCUGGGCGAUGUCGAGGCUGGAAUCAUGGGUGUUGCUGCUCGACUUGGCAGUGUUACCGAGCAAGUCCAAGAGGUGAGCCUAGGACCAUUGGGUCUGGGCGAUGGCCGAAUGUGA
Molecule: messenger RNA, 1410 nt
Organism: Penicillium odoratum
Lineage: Eukaryota; Fungi; Ascomycota; Eurotiomycetes; Eurotiales; Aspergillaceae
Product: nucleoporin FG repeat-containing protein
Exons: 3
Coding region: 1-1410 (469 amino acids)
Biological process (GO): nucleocytoplasmic transport
Cellular component (GO): nuclear pore
Molecular function (GO): structural constituent of nuclear pore
Source: RefSeq, a predicted model, not a curated record